CAUGGCUUUUUAUCUCGGCUGGAUUUUAUCAAAUGUAUAUAUGGGCCGUCAAGAAACAUAAAGCUUAUCGUAAAGAAUUUAAAGAUUAUCCAAAAAAUAGGACAGCUAUAAUCCCAUUUGUC
This is a messenger RNA of Racocetra persica, 122 nucleotides long. NCBI's taxonomy places the organism in Eukaryota, Fungi, Glomeromycota, Glomeromycetes, Diversisporales, Gigasporaceae. The record is from the annotation of a GenBank genome assembly.